CUCAAAGUCCACGUCAUACCGUCAAAGGUGGAGUCGAUGAGGACGAUGCUUCUGCUCGCUACGCUGGCGUCUACGACGUGGGCGCUCAAGAUGGAGCUGCACCGCCACGACGACAUGCUGCCCGUCAAGCGCGACCGGGACUCGCUGCGUCAGCUUCGCCGUCUCGACGAUGGCACGUACCAAGGCGUGCCUCUCAACCUGGGCAUGGGGACGCACUACGCCUGGAUCUAUGCUGGCAAUCCGCCGCAGCGCGCCUCCGUCAUCAUCGACACGGGCAGCCACAUCACGGCCUUCCCUUGCAGCGGGUGCCACGGGUGCGGACAACACACGGACACGCCGUUCGACAUUGCCAAGUCGUCGACGCUGCAGUACCCGCAGUGCACGGCGCGGCCACCGUUCAGCUGCUCGGCGUGCUCUCGGGAAAACCAAUGCCACAUCUCGCAGUCGUACACGGAGGGCAGUAGCUGGGACGCUGUCAUCGUCGAAGACCACGUCUGGCUCGGUGACACGGCGCCGACGCACAACGACGCGCUCAACACGUCGUUUGGCACACGCUUCAUGUUUGGAUGCCAGAAGAAGGUCACGGGGCUGUUUGUCAACCAGGUGGCCGAUGGCAUCAUGGGCGUCUCGGACACAGCCAGCACCAACAUUGUCCGGAAGCUCUACCAAGAAAAGAAGAUCCCAGCCAACGUCUUUUCGCUCUGCUUGACACCGAAUGGCGGCACGAUGGCGCUAGGGAGCGUCGAGACGGCGCACCAGCGCGAGCCGCUGCAGUACGCCAUGGUGUCGACGGCCAACAACGGGUGGUAUGCAGUCCACGUCGAGUCGCUUCGCCUCGGCAACAAGCCCCUCGACGUUGACAUUUCGUCCAUGAACUCGGGCCGCCACCGGGUCAUUGUCGACAGUGGCACGACCGACUCGUAUUUCCCAACCAAUUACGCAUCGAUAUGGAAUGCAGCCUUUGAAGCUGCGACCGGACAAGCGUACAUGACAGACGACGGCAGCUGCAAGGGGUAUGCUGCCGACGACGUCGCGUCGUUCCCGCCGUUUGAAAUUUCACUGCGCGGGAUCGAUGGCACCAGCUCGGCCAUCUUGCGCAUUCCGGCGUCGCAGUACAUAGUCGCCAACAACCAAGGCCAGCUCUGCAGCACCAUCUUCUUCACGGAAGCCAACGGCGGCGUCAUUGGCGCCAACAUGAUGAUUGGCCACGAGUUUGUGUUCGACUUGGACGCACAGCGCGUCGGCUUUGCGCCGGCCAAUUGCGACUAUCGCGGGCUGGAGCUCGAAACCAAGUUUGACGUGACGACGAAUGCCACGGCUCUGCCCGUACUGCCACACCCCACCAACUCGUCAAUGAAUGCGACGCUGGAUGUGUUGGUGCCCACCAAGCCACCGGUGGCGCCGCAGCUCAAGGGCGCGUCGACGCACGCAGCGUCAGCGCCGUUUGCGAUCGACUUUUCAAGCACGUUGUUUGUCUUUGUCGGUGUCGCGUGCGCGGUCAUCGUGCUCGGCAUUGCGUACCGGCUCGUCUACCGCAAGCGGUCGCGCGCCGACCAAUCGUGGACGAGCGUCCCGACGCUGCAGGACGAGGCCGAGGAAGAGGAGCAUCAUGGCGUGCUCCCCGACGAGGCCGAUGCCGACGCGCCCAAGCGCAACAGCUUGAGCGAUGACGACGACGACGAGUUUUUCGAUUCCGAAGGCUACGUCAUGUCGCCCCGCAGCCUCCGGAAAUGCAAGGAGGCGUUCGAGCCGUGAAAACAUCAUAGUGUACAUCGAUUGACUAAAUCUAAUGUCGUAGCGUACUAACUAGUGGAAGGCCCUAAUACCGCCGUGCAAGGUGCACGACGGUGGACGGGCCACCGCGAGGGGUCAUGUCGUCUUG
Saprolegnia diclina VS20 is the source of this 1882-nucleotide messenger RNA. RefSeq lists its product as hypothetical. NCBI's taxonomy places the organism in Eukaryota, Oomycota, Saprolegniomycetes, Saprolegniales, Saprolegniaceae. The record is from RefSeq and is a predicted model, not a curated record. Gene Ontology annotation, molecular function: aspartic-type endopeptidase activity. Gene Ontology annotation, biological process: proteolysis. Bases 37 to 1755 code for a protein of 572 amino acids. The transcript is spliced from 11 exons.